CAUUACAUAGCUCUUUGCAUAGUGCAAAUUACGCAUUUUAAGUAAAUUGAAUAAUUAGGUAUUUUAGGUGUCAUGUGGUUCAUUUGAACUUUGUAGAGAGAAGGGAAAAAUAUGAUCAGUAGUUUACCUCUGCAUGCACAAGAAGAUUCGAAUAAUUACAUUAUAGUCUCCCCUGAAGCUAACCAAUAAAUUCACGAUGGCAGAUACAUCUAAUAUUGCCGACAUUGAAGAUGAUCCCUUUGCAGAAGUAAAUAUGACUGUGUAUUACGAACAAAUGAAACAAACAUGGGAUAUACUUAAUUACACAUCAUACUUUACAGACACCAUAAAAAUAAUAUUAAGCAUUCUCUCCAUAGCAGCUGACAUCUGUAUAAUUACAAUUAUUAUAAAGAAUCCAAAACUGAAAACAAAGACCAACAUAUACAUUCUUCAUCAUUCAAUAUGGCAUAUAGUAUCUGUAACGGUUUUUUCACUGUUUUUUGCAUUGUCCGAUCUAGUGGAGUGGUUUAAUACUUUUCCAAUGGUUGUCUACUCCACUUUUUGGAAGAUGCACGUUGCAUCAGUAACACUUGUAUUUCUAUUUGGUUUGUGUCUUGCUUUUGACUGGUUUUUAAAUAUUCACAGUCCACAUUUUGUAAAAUUUUCUGCACUCUUUAACAAAUAUGCUAUUUAUUUAAUUUAUAUAGUUGCUGCUUUAUUUGAUACUAUUGAAUAUUUUGUGCAUAUGUUUAUACUUAGUGGACUUUACAUUUUUGUAGUGUUAUCACUCUCACUGUUUAACUUUCUGGACUACAGAAGUAACAAAAAAGAAGUAAAUCUUAAAAAUUACGGAUUGGCAUCUGCAAAUAUCAUUAUCUACUUUUGGUUCCCAUUUUUUUUAUACGACCAACUGCUUGAGUGGUCCUACGGAUCUUUUACUUGGCACACUAUAGUUUUAUAUACAAUGUUUUUAUCAGAAUGGUUUUCUCUCAGUGUAUCUUUAGCUUUAAUUAUUACUUUAAUCAGGAUGGAUAUAGAUAUAAAAGUGGCGAUGCUUAAGAUAUUUAAUCGAAGAAGUAGAAGAUACCAGGAUGUUGUAGAGACCCUUGAAGAAGCUGAAAAUGAAGACGUUGCAAUUACUAUAGCCACUGAUAGUAAAGGUGUAUAAAUGUGAAAGAUUUUUUAUUUUCUAUAGUGUAAAAUAUAAACUUAUUUUGUCAUACUCAAAUAUUGUGACGCUAUUAGCGCUUCUAUACCGCCGAAGAUUCAGGCCUAUUUAUUAUAAUUCGAAUGUUGUAAACAGACCCUUUUAUACGAUGACCUGUCUGUGUAAAUAUUCUUUUUGGAUCUUCCGAUUCUAGGGUUUUAGAAAUGUAAAUAAUUAUUCUUAACCAGAAUUAGGUUGAUAUUCGAGAAGUACUAUUAAACUAUGUAAAAUUGUAAAGGAAGCAAAACUGUUUGUUUGUUCAGUCUACGAUAAACUGUAAACGGUAUCGAUUUUGUUUUAGAUAAAUUAUUACGUGUGAGUUUUUUUAGUUAUUUGUUUUUAGUAUUAAGUGUUUUAUUAUUAAAUAAAUAAGCUUGU
Diabrotica virgifera virgifera (western corn rootworm) is the source of this 1564-nucleotide messenger RNA. RefSeq lists its product as uncharacterized. The record is from RefSeq and is a predicted model, not a curated record. NCBI's taxonomy places the organism in Eukaryota, Metazoa, Arthropoda, Insecta, Coleoptera, Chrysomelidae. The coding region runs from base 197 to 1147 and encodes 316 amino acids. The transcript has 3 exons.